GCCAAUCCUCCACUCUCCAACAAAUAAUACAUCCCUUUCAGAUGAGCUUAUUUGGUAAGAUUUUCGGUGGGAAGAAGCAGGAGGUUGCUCCGAACACACAAGAUGCGAUCCAGAAGUUACGGGAGACCGAGGAAAUGCUAAUCAAAAAGCAGGAUUUCUUGGAGAAGAAAAUCAAAGAUGAAGUAGCUACCGCGGUGAAGCAUGGAACGAAGAAUAAGAGGCUUGCUCUUCACGCUCUCGGUAGGAAGAAACAGUUUGAGAAACAGCUCAACCACAUCGACGGAGUUUUACAGACCAUAGAGUUCCAGAGGGAAGCCCUGGAAAAUGCUUCUACCAAUGCAGAAGUACUUCAAGUGAUGGGUGGUGCAAGCAAAGCUCUAAAAGCCGCACACAACAAUAUGGAUAUUGACCAGGUGCAUGAUCUGAUGGAGGACAUCGCUGAGCAGCAGGAAGUCGCUAAUGAGAUCGCAGAAGCUAUUUCUAACCCAGUAGGAUUUGACAGAAAUAUCGAUGACGAGGAGCUGUUGAGAGAACUUGAGCAGCUUGAACAGGAGGAAUUAGACAAGCAGCUGUUGGACGUCCAUCCGACCCCAGUUGUGCUACCUGAUGCACCAUCGACAGACUUGCCAAGCGCCAGCAAAGCGAAACCAGCCAAAGCUGACCAUGACAAGGACCUCGAGGAUCUUGAAAUGUGGGCCAAUGCGUAAGAAGCCACCUUGUAAAGUUGUGUAUUCCAUGUUCUACUUUCUUCUUUUUCCUCUUCUGCACCGCUCUAGACAUUCUGCAAUUUGCCGCUUUCCCCGGUCUGCUUGUUCGUUUCAACUAAUCAGCUCAUGUAUUUUCUAGUUCAACCACCUUCGGGCAGUUCGUUGUACAUUUUGUCUCUUUCUCCCAAGUUUUUCCAGUCUGAUCUGUUUUCGAUCAGCUCACUUUACAGCGUCCAUGCGUUUCUAGCUAAUGAGCCAACCAUCGAAGGCUCUCAAUGCCAGUCGUCUGUGUCCUUUGAUUUGUAACUGGCAUGCCUUGUAGAAGUAUUUUUUUCCUAAUUUGAACUUGUACUUCAACAUUACA
Molecule: messenger RNA, 1071 nt
Organism: Cylicocyclus nassatus
Lineage: Eukaryota; Metazoa; Nematoda; Chromadorea; Rhabditida; Strongylidae
Source: the annotation of a GenBank genome assembly